Molecule: messenger RNA, 6620 nt
Organism: Planococcus citri (citrus mealybug)
Lineage: Eukaryota; Metazoa; Arthropoda; Insecta; Hemiptera; Pseudococcidae
Product: coiled-coil domain-containing protein CG32809-like
Exons: 20
Coding region: 915-4463 (1182 amino acids)
Cellular component (GO): cytoplasm
Source: RefSeq, a predicted model, not a curated record
UAUCACAAACUUCGGCGAUUUCAUUCUCAUAUUAAUUUUCAACGAUAUUUCAUUAAUUUCGUAAAUUUCGUGGUUUUUUUUUUAGUGUUUUUGAUUAAUAUAUGACUUCUAGUAUCGUUAUAUGUUGUGAAUAAUGAAUAUUACCUCGAGUUACAGUGUUUUAGUGAGCUUAGAAGGAUGAAACAAAGUUGCACGAUUAAAUGAAUUUAAAGUUCUUUGCAAGUGUUAUUUUAAUUCACCACAACAUUUACUCGAUAGCACGAUCGCAAAGCAAUUCUCUAUACGUAAAUUUAGUUUUAUUCAAUGUGAAAUAAUGGAAAUAUAACAUCGAAUUUGAAAUCGCCGAAGUUUGUGAUAUAAAGUCCCGUUUUGAUAAGCACCUAAGAGCACAGAAUAUCACUGACCAAUCACGUACCACGAAUGCUAGCGCCCUCUGGGGAACGUGGAAGUCCGAAUCAGUGCUCACCAAAAUGUGAAAGGUUAUUCUGGAACACCCUGGACUACUUCUGGCAGAGAAGAAUGCAACCAGUUAUACAUCAUCCGUCAUCGCGUGGUGGAUGGUGUUUCUGGAAAACAUGGAUACGUCGCUGAUGAUAAUAAUAUAAGUACCUAAUCCUCUUCUUCAUCGAAUUGAAAAUGCGAUGAAAUUUAGAAGAAAUUUUUCGCAUCGCAUUAGCCGCUAGUUACCAAUAAUUUUCAAAUGAGGAAUUUCUCAAUUAUUAUUAUCAAGAAUGAAUGCGGCGAUAGUGAAACUACAUUCGCUCGAUAGUUACUGCGGCUAUUUAAUGCCUAUACAGAAAGAGAAAUAGGUACUCGUGGCGACAUAUUUACGUAUAAGCCUAUAGAAAUAUCGAAAAUGCAGCCCUGAAUUUGUAUUGUUCCUAACCGCGUGCAUAAAACUACUCGUAUACAAAAUGGCAAGCACAUACGCCUCUAGUGAUAAAUCGGAUUCGAGUAGUUACUACGACGAACCUCGGCAUUUAUACGCGAACGCGAACGAGAAAGUCGCAAAAUGCGAAAAAACUAAAGGAAUAGGAGGAUUACACUCUAGAAUAAUUCCGAUCUUUCGAAGAGGCGCGUUGACGGCCAAACAAAGUAAAUGCGCUCAUUCGGCCGGCGCCGGCUCGGCUUCGGCGUUUGUACCUGGUAAAAAAGUUAGCUUUAUUAACCAAAAUCAGAAGAGCGGUUUUAGUUCCUCAAUGUCUACAGACCACGUGUCAACUCAGGGUUACCCACCGGUUAGAACUGUUCCUAGUGUUCCUGUCGCCAUUGAAAGGCGACCCUUGUACGAGAACAUACGCAACAAUAACGCAUCACCGCUCGAUGUGUUUUUGUAUAAAAAAAACGUCGCCGCCCUUUAUAGCGCGACGACGCGAGCCAAAGAGAAACCUAUCGCAUCUGCGAAUGGUCGUCGUAUCGAAAAACCAAAACUGAGAACCGGCUCAUCCAUUACCACAUCGUUUACCGCAGAUUGGCAAAGAUGUUCCGGCUCCGAAUCUGGCAGCGAAGCCGAAGAAAUCAAACGCAUUUUUGAGCAAAAUAAUAACCAAGGAAACCGGGUCGAUGAAGAGCGCAGAAAUCGCGCCAAUCGGCGCGAAGAUGCCAGACGUCAUACGCUGACCGGAGAUCACCAUCUCGGCGUUAAUUACCAGCCGAAUAAUAUAAAUAAAAGCGUGGAUUUGGAAUCGUAUUUUCAGUCUCCGUUAACCAGAGGCAGAGGAUAUGCUCCGCCGUCAAAUUCCGUACUAUUCGACGAAGAUCCCGGUAUCAUGUCCGAGGUGGAGACCAGUUCGACCGGAUUCCGAAGGGGAAAUAAACUGCGUAGCUCUUUACCAGUAGUCAAAACUCAUUCUAAAACGCUCGAAAGGCCGCUAGGUCUUGUUUUUUUGCAAUAUCGAAACGAAACCAAACGAUCUCUGUUGCCAAAUGAAAUCACAUCGUUGGAUACGGUCAAAGCGUUGUUCGUUCGAUCGUUUCCUAAACAACUCACUAUGGAGUAUUUAGAUUCGCGUCGAGUGAAAAUCUACAUACACGAUUCCAACAAAGAUAUGUUUUACGAGUUGGAAGAUUUAAGAUCUCAUUUAAACGAAAUUCGCGAUCGUUCUGUCCUAAGACUGUACGAAUGUGCGGAUGUUGCCGGAGGCAGUUUACCAGCCGGCUUGUCGGCUCAAUCUCAUAUGUGGGUCGAUCAAGAUCAGUCGUAUUUCAGCGAACCGGAAUUCGAUUCCGAAUUUCAACAUCAACAUAUUCAUAAAACAAAGGGGAACAAAAGUAAUCUCGCUCAUCAGCCGUGUUAUAUGACUCAUUCUUUUCCACCUGGCACAUCGGCAACCCUACCCAGAGGCGUCGGUGCAGGAGCAUCUCUUACUAGACCUUUUUCAUCGAUGCUUCCAAAUUCAACGAAGCCUCACGCGGGGUUUAUGUCGUCGCCGGAACGAGCGCCGGCGCCUAACCGUAGCUAUAAUUCGUACGGUCGUAAUUUAUACGAAGAUCCCUACUAUUCGCAGUACGGAAUUAGGUCGUCUUCCAUAACGCCAAUUAUCGAUGAAGAAACUAGUGACACUGAAUUACUGGAAGAUGGGUACAGUUUAUACAGCGGCGUUAAAUUACCACCUUCCGGCACGGUACGCCCGGCGGCUGCUUUUGGACUUGCGACCAUGACACCAGCUGUACCACUUGACGUCACUAGGUUACGUGUAGAACAUAUGGAAAGACAACUGGCCAACUUGACAGGUUUGGUUCAGAAAGCGUUGACUCAAACCGUACCUACGCCUUCGCCUAGAGAUCGGGACGUAUCUUCCGCAGACGAGUCAUGUUCGAGAUCUGAUACAGAACCGCCUAAAUUGUCCAAAGCCAAAGAUAGAUCUGUUUCAUUUGAGAAAUCCGUGUCGUUUAGCGGUGAUCCGCCAGAUAUCAGUUCACCAAAGCAGCAUUCGUCUCAGCAUGCAGAAAGGGAUCAAUUUAAACCUAAGCCACUGCCGAAACCGUUAUCUCUAUCUCCGGCACCUUACGAUGGUAGAACUGUAUACAGAGAUUUACAACUAACCCCGGAAAUGUACAAUCAGCUGAGAGGCUUGCAGAAGAAAGCCAGAGAUUUAAGACAGGAAGCUCGAAGUCUCAGGCGGAUGUCUCAAGCGCAGGCUCACGCAGUGAAAGAAACCGUUAGAGAUACCUAUAUUAAGAUAAGAUCCAUGAUAAUGAGUGGUGGCGAAUGUCUGUGGUCGGGAGGCGCCGAUUCUGAAAGAAUUAAAAUCAGUAGAGCGGAAGAAGUUUAUAGACAAGAAAUCAUUAAACUUGAAGAUGAUUUAACAGAACUUGAAAGAACAGUAGAAAAAUUGAGAAGUAAUGUUAUCAAUAGAAAAACCAGAGUGAACAUGUCCGAUGUUGAAAAUAUGGCAUUAAUCUUGAGUAAAUCAAGCAAAACAGUGGCCGAUUUGAAAUUGAAAUUUCCUUUGCUCCAAAACGCGAUGAAAUCCCUGAUGACGUUGGAAAUGGAAAGGAUCGUAACGGAAGAAACAUUCUUGAAGGAAGAGCCCGAUAGACUAGAAAGCGCGCUGAAAAGGUGUAAGAAGUUGACUGGAACUUUAGUUACACUCAAAAGACUAGCGUCUGUACAAGAGCAAAGAUUGCCAGAUAAUUGCUUAUCGCCUACUACGGAUGAAACUCCUCCAGUUACUCCUACUUUGGGAAAGUGCGAUGGAUCGAGUGAUGUCAUGGGAUCCCCAGGUUGCGGCGGCGAUGCUGGAGGAAGAUAUGAUGGCAGUGACCUAGGUGAUGCGAAGAGCACGCUCGACUCUUUGCUAGACGAAUUGCAAAAAACAUCGUCGUCUUUGAAAAGUGCUAUUCACACCCACACCAAUGGAACAUUACGCCAGCUGCAUUCGUUCCCAUCAUCUGAUUACAAACCUCCGGUGCCCGAACGUAACGUCGACUCUAGUGGUAAACGUAUACCUCCUCCACCGCCUCCGAGGACCAGCUCAAAAUCUCCGCUAGCCUCGCCUACCAAUCCGAGCGCUCCGGUACGUUUAAAUUAUAGUCCAAUACGUAAAGGAUCAUUGGGAUCUUUGACUAAGGUGUUGAAAGAUAAAUUAGAGCAACCUUGCGCUUCUACAUCCUCCAGUUGCGAAUCUAUUAACUCUCAAGAAGGCGUACAGCAGUCUCAGCAAAGACAAGAACAGCUCGAGUUGAGGCAUCAAGAACUGCUCAAGAAACAAAAAGCUCUGCAGGAGCAGUACACUAGGCUGCAACAGUUACAGAAAACUUCCCCUCCUGAUUUGCUGCAGCUCAAGAAAACCGGCAGCGAGAGUGAUAUUUUAGCCAAAAUGGACUUAGGACUGACCAUUACACCCAUUUCUGCUAGUUUAUCCUACUUAGUCACUGAAACCAAUGAUCAGAAUUCAAAUAACCACACUUCCCACUCGCUUGCCAGUAAGCCGGCAGUUUACGAAACCGAUAUAUUGUAGGUAGGUAGAGGUACUAGGUACUACGAGGAGGUGUACUCCAUGGUAGUUAUGAGUUAUGACCAAUUUUGGCCAUGAUGAUGAUAAUGAAUAAUACCUAAUAACUGUUGUCACUCUACCAGUGAUACAUAUUAUCGCACCUCGGGAGUAAUAAGGUGACAUCUCAAAAAAGUGGAAUUUUACAGGAGAGUGGUUUUCUUUUUUUUUUUUAAAACUUGAUUCAUUAUUUUUAUCAACUUAUAAUUAAUUGUGAGGAAUGAAUAGCACCUCAUUUUAAAGAUCUGAUAUCCUACCUUCAUUUAGCAUAAUAAGAACACUUUGAAAAAUAAAAAUAAUAAAAUCUUAAACAGGAAAUAUUUCAAUGUUUGGAAAACAUUUUGAGUUAGAACCUUUCAUUAAAGUUGAUGUGGAGGCGAAAUGAAGCGUCCAAAAAAAAAAUUCAUUAUAACAAAGUUCAAAGUUGUAGAGAAUUAAAUUUCCAAUCGGAAUCGACAUAAUGUCGUUAGUUUUUUUCUAGAGUGCUUAGUUUUUGAGUUUUUCUCAAAAAACUAAAAUUUCAUGAUAUGUGCAAAUUCAUUUUUCUGAAAAGUGAUCAAUUUAAAAAAAAUUUUCCAUUUGGUACAAACCAAUAAAAAAUGCAUUCCUUGUGACUAUUUCUAAGUCAUUCUAACUGACAAACAUUCAAAACAAUCAAGACUGUUUGUUAACACUUGACACUUUGUAUGUACGAAAUUUGCUCAAAAAAGGUGGAGUUUUUUGAGAUGUACCCUUAUAACUCUGAACAACUUGCAAUGUUGUUGGGAUUUUGAGUUAGGCCAUUUGGGUUUUUUACAUGAUCUAGAUAAUGUACCCAACUCAAAGUGUUAUUUUUGGUUGAGGGGGGUCAUACAAGCCCCAAAAAUGCAAAAACAUCAAAAUCAAUUUUUUUUGAGAUGUCACCUUAUUACUCCUGAGGUGCGUUAUGCACUAUCGGCUGAUUGGUUAUUUCAAACACAAUUAAACCAAACCAAACUGAAAAAUUACCUUCGCUUUUUCAAAGUUAGCCUUUUCAAUGCAAAAAAUUACAAAAAAGUUGUAACCUUGUAACUUGUGCCUAUUAUGAAAUAAACCAGUCUGCAAAAGUUUACAACUCAAAAAAUGCAAACUAAUGCAGUCAUUGUGAAAAUAUCAAAGUUUAUCUUGGUAUGAAAGCGUGAUGACGAUGUACACUUUUAUUUGCACUUACCUAAUUUGUGUUGUAUGCUAUCAGGAAAUUCAACGUGGUCCAUUUUGACAUUUUUGACCAAGUUAUUUUUUUCUGUUUUUGUUUUUAUUUUUGUAUGUAUGUAUUGGUGCGUAUUUUUUGGUUUGUUAUACUUAGGUGAGUAGGUUAUAUUGGUAUUGUUUAUAUAUUUUUUUAAAAUACUGUACUUUUCAUGGAGCCUUUUUACUUUACACUUGAGAACGAUCUUCUUAGUUUUGAACGAUGCAAUCAAUCAGUUUUAAUACAAAAACGUUUACUCUAAGCUUUAAAACUUGAGUUUUUUUGUUUUUUGUUUUUUCGAUUCCAUUUUUCUGAAUAGAUAGGUAACUACAUAUGAAGAGCUCUAUUCCAAAGUGGGUCAAGUCAUUUUUAAAAAAUGCACGUUUUUUGUAGAUUUUUACUUCAAAAGUGAGUUAAGUCAUUGAUUUUUCAAAGUGAUUUUUUCAACAAGCAGUUGUUCCAUGUCCAAAGAAAGGAAAUGUACCCCGACCUUACAAAGCAGAACAAAUUUUAGCAACAAAAAUUUUAAACGCAUUUUUUGGUGAAAAAAAUGACUUAACCCACUUUGGAAUAGAGCUCUUCAUAUAUUGUUUCAAUGAUGAAUUACCUCAGUAGUGAUAUCUGGUAAACAACUUUCAUAAUACUGAUGUUUUACUGAAAAUGAUGAAAGUAAGCUCGUUUUUAAAGGAAUAAUGUAAUCAGCAUCAGCUGCAGUUAGCUGCAGUGAAGGCACUAUGCGCAUGAGAAGCAUCUGUGCAAAGUUUUUAUUUCUCUAUUGUUUCUAUUGUACGUGUUUGUUCCUUAAAUAUUAAGCAAUCUAUUCUUGAUUUCUGAAUUCAUUGGUACCUAUGUUUUAAAGCAACAUCGAUUUAUGUGCUCAAUUUGAAAAUAAAUAGCUUUCAAACUUCAAAGAUAAA